UAUAAAUAGAGGGAGAGGAGAGAGAGUUAAGCACAGAUCUCAUCUGAUCCUAACAGAGAACUGAACACAAGACACACAGCCAUGGCACCUACAAUCACUGGAUCAGUCAUCAGCAGAGAACAACUUCCACUCACAAACAAGCUGAGAAAGCCGAUAGUGGAGAAGAUCCGCAGAGAACGAAUCAACAGCAGCAUUGAGAAGCUCAAGUCUCUUCUGGGUCAAGAGUUCCUAAAGCAACAGCCCGACUCCAGACAGGAGAAAGCUGAUAUCCUGGAGAUGACGCUGGAUUUGUUGAGACUCCAGGAGCGUUCCCAGAAUCCCUCGGCCUGCAGCUCUACUGCAGCUCGUGACGAACGCUCCAGAUGUGUGCACGAGGCUGUCAACUUCCUGUCUCAGUGUCCAGUGCAGACGGAGUCCCACAGAAGACUGCUGAAGCACUUCCUGCACACGCAGCCCUACACAGAGAACAACACACGAGUGCCGCCUCAGAUCAGUUCACCAGCCGCACAGAGCAGCAGCAAAGAGCAAACUCUGGCGCUCUGGAGACCCUGGUAGAAGCCGAUCUAUGUGAAUGUGAACUACCAUGAUUAACUCUGUUAUUAGAGAACAUGUUAUUCCAGAUCUACCUCUUUCACGAGAGAACAAUUGCCUGUAUUCCUAUAUUUGGAUCUCACUAUAUUUUUGCCUUUGGCAAAUUAUGCUUCAAGCUAAUUGAAUCUGCUAUGUUAGCAAUUAAAUAUCUCAUACUGAGAUGCAAUACUGAUAUUCUAUGAACAUGUUCCAUGUUUCUGAAUAGAUCCAAUGGAUCUUAUUAUUUUUAUUAACUUCUUGUUCUUUUUUGAAUAUUUUUUGUUGGUGUUGUAGAUUUUCUAUAAUCAACUGUAUGACCAACAAAUUCUUUUAUAAAGAUUAUAUAGGUAACUGUGUUUUAAACAAGUGAAAGGUGUGUUUAACAUUCAAGCACAGUGGUAGAAAAACAAUGUUAAGCACUAAAUGAAGAUGCUGGAUUUUAUCAGCAAAUGUUUUAUAAAAGUAAUAAAUGUCUAUUUAACAUCAAAUUUCCUGUGGCAAUGAGCUCAUUCAUUUAGUGUUCCUACCUUCAUACUCACACAUUCAUUCCACUAACUUUUAAAUUGCAUCAGUUAGUUUCAGUUACAUAUUUGAUAAAUAUGGAAUUACAAACAAGCUCUUGUGUGCUUUGUUAUCCAUUCAAGCAAUAACUGUCUCCUACCAAGACACCUUAUAAUCAUUUAGGAUAGGUGGCAUCCCUGUCAUCAGAAAGUGAUGUUGAACUUACUCCCACAUCUUGCCUCAAAGUGGCGGAUCUGCAAAACUGCACAUCCUGUACAGAUUCACUUGCAAGCAGGUAAAUUUAAAAGGCAAACUGAACAGAAAUGACAGAAAACUUAUA
Molecule: messenger RNA, 1411 nt
Organism: Cyprinus carpio (common carp)
Lineage: Eukaryota; Metazoa; Chordata; Actinopteri; Cypriniformes; Cyprinidae
Product: transcription factor HES-5-like
Biological process (GO): anterior/posterior pattern specification; regulation of neurogenesis; regulation of transcription by RNA polymerase II
Cellular component (GO): nucleus
Molecular function (GO): protein dimerization activity; DNA-binding transcription factor activity, RNA polymerase II-specific; RNA polymerase II cis-regulatory region sequence-specific DNA binding
Source: RefSeq, a predicted model, not a curated record